Messenger RNA from Varanus komodoensis (Komodo dragon), 3857 nucleotides. It is a transcript of the gene FBXL4, whose product is annotated as F-box and leucine rich repeat protein 4. The transcript is spliced from 9 exons. Lineage: Eukaryota; Metazoa; Chordata; Lepidosauria; Squamata; Varanidae. Bases 422 to 2287 code for a protein of 621 amino acids. Gene Ontology annotation, biological process: SCF-dependent proteasomal ubiquitin-dependent protein catabolic process. Gene Ontology annotation, molecular function: protein binding. The record is from RefSeq and is a predicted model, not a curated record. Gene Ontology annotation, cellular component: SCF ubiquitin ligase complex.
GGGGUCGUGGGCUCAGCUGGGCUUCUGCAGUUCUCUGGACCAUGCUGUGGACUUGAUGGCUUCCAGGCUGUACUGCUACACUGACCAAAGUUAGCAUACAAGCGAGUGAACAAGACAAUGCAGGAGACUCCUGUCAGCAUGCCUGUCCUCCGCACUCUGCUUGGUACUGUGGUGUGAAUUGUGAAGAUGAGAGAUAGCUUCAUGGAGUUCUAUUUUUGAAACCAUUACUGAGGUGUAAAAGCCAACUCUGCUAGAUGGAUAUGUGGAAGACAACUAAGAUUUGGGCUCAAUCAAGUAUUCUUUUAGAGUCCAGAGCUUUUUCUAUUGGGGUGCCUGUUUUUUCUUUAGAACAUCCCACAAAGAGCUAAUGCUUGUGUCUUGAGGAUUCCCAACACUUAGCAAUCCUAUAAUAUCUAUCUGGAUGUCACCACCUUUUCCUAUGUUAACAGUUCUGAGCAUGUUUUACUAUAUUUGCCUUCGGCGUCGAGCCAGGACAGCAACAAGGGGAGAACGGAUGAACAAUCGGAGAGCUAUUGAAUCAAACAGAGCCUUACCUAUCAAUGUUGAAUUAAUCCAAUAUGCCAAAGAAGUGUUGGAUUUCAGUUCCCAUUAUGGCAGUGAAAACAGCAUGUCAUAUACCAUGUGGAAUUUGGCUGGAACUCCUAACGUGUACCCCAGCUCUGGUGACUUCACACAGACUGCUGUAUUUAGAACUUACGGAACAUGGUGGGACAUGUGUCCUAGUGCACGGUCACCUUUUACAAGAACACCCUCCAAUUUCCAUAGUCAAGACUACGUAGAACUUGCUUUUGAGGAACCAGUUUAUCCUACAGCAAUUCAUGUUCUGGAAACAUAUCAUCCAGGGGCUGUUGUUCGGAUUUUGGCAUGUUCUGCAAGUCCUUACUCCCAAAAUCUUCCCAGUGAAGUAAGAUGGGAAAUCCUUUGGUCUGAGCCUCCUUCCAAGGUGAAUUCACCUCAAGCACGACGUUUUGCACCUAGUAUCAAACAAAUAAACUUUCCUACAAACUUAAUUCGUCUGGAAAUAAACAGCUCCCUUUUGGAUUAUUACACUGAAUUGGAUGCAGUAAUACUACAUGGUUUAAGAGAGAGGCCUAUGCAUUCACUUAAUACUUCCAUUAUUGAUAUGAAUGAUCUGGAUGAUGAUGAUGAUGAUGGAGAGAGCGAAAGCUUCAGCAUGGAUAGUCUUAAUAAGCAGUUUGGUGCUGCUUCCUUCAGGGAAUGCUCAACUAAUGGAUACUUUGAUAAAUUGCCUUAUGAGCUCAUCCAGUUGAUUUUGAGUCACCUUACCGUCCCAGAUCUGUGUAGAUUAUCGCAGACUUGUAAGCUGCUAUAUCAACACUGCUGUGAUCCUCUACAGUACAUUCACCUCAGUCUGCAACCUUAUUGGGCAAGGAUAAAUGACACAGCUCUAGAAUACUUACAGUCUCGCUGUAUCCUUGUCCAGUGGCUGAAUUUAUCUUGGACGGGAAACAGAGGAGCCAUUUCCCUUUCAGCUUUUGGCAGGUUUCUGAAGGUGUGUGGUUCAGAACUGGUGCGUCUGGAGUUAUGUUGUGGCCACUUCCUCAAUGAGGCUUGCUUGAAGGUUGUUGCUGAGACAUGCCGGAAUCUUCAGGAAUUAAAUCUCUCCUCCUGUGAUAAGCUACCACCUCAGGCUUUCCAUCACAUUGCCAAGUUGUGCAACCUUACCCGUCUAAUUCUUUAUCGAACAAAAGUAGAGCAAACAGCACUGCUCAGCAUUCUGAACUUCUGCUCAGAACUUCAGCACCUUAGCCUGGGUAGCUGCGUGAUGAUUGAAGACUAUGACACAGUAGCUAGCAUGAUAGGAGCCAAGUGCAAAAAACUUCGAACAUUGGACUUAUGGCGAUGUAAAAACAUUACUGAAAAUGGAAUAGCAGAGCUAGCUGCUGGCUGUCCGCUGUUGGAGGAACUUGAUCUUGGCUGGUGCCCGACACUUCAGAGCAGCACUGGUUGCUUUGCAAAACUUGCACGUAAACUCCCAAACUUGCAAAAGCUUUUUCUGACAGCCAACAGGUCUGUUUGUGACUCUGAUAUAGAAGAGCUUGCUACAAAUUGUACUAAUCUUCAGCAACUUGAUAUUUUGGGCACAAGAAUGGUAAGCCCUGCUUCUUUAAGAAAAUUGCUGGAGUCUUGUAAAGAUCUUUCCUUACUUGACGUGUCCUUCUGUUCACAAAUUGAUAAUAGAGUUGUCCUAGAACUGAAUGCCAACUUUCCAAAUGUGUUCAUCAAGAAGAGCUUCACUCAGUGACUCAGUUCAUAUGCUGUUCUAUGGAACUGAUUUGACAGUUCAGCUUCCUAUUUGUGAUUUGACUUUUUUCAAAGGAAAACUUAUCCUGUGAAUAAUGGGGAAAAGGUUAACUCUUCUUCAUAUGAAGGUUAUAUGUGAAAUCAAAGAUUUAAAUUGUGGUGAGCCACUAUUCCAUGUAUUGUAUCCAGUUACUAUACUUGGCAAGCAGACCUCCCUGUUUGAAAUGGAAAGAAUCGUGUAAAUGUUAGCUGGCAUACAUUUUAACGCCUGUUAAAGAGCAUUUAAUACCACUUGGAUAUUAACAUUAAAAUAAAUGGGAGAUAUAAAUAGAAUUCCACUUUAAGUUUUAGUGUGUGCCUUUAAGGGGCAAAUGUACUUUGGCCUCAGUUGGAACCUCAAAUGUUUCAUGUGCAAAUAAGUAUGAAACUAAUUUCUUCUAAAGAAUAGUGGUUUCAUAUUGUUUCUUUAGUUUUUUUAUGCAGAUAGUUUUGCUAUUUCCAAUAAAAGAAGAGCAGCUGUCCAUCUUAGCAUUUUAUAUUUAUCAUAUAAUGUUUUUAAGGGAAUGUGUGAGGCUGAAAAGAGCCUUUUCCCCCUGAUAAUCUGACAAUACAAAAUGUGUGGAUGAUGCAACCGGGUGUAGUGCAGUGACAUCCAGUCACAUGUUUUAUAUUAUUAGAUCAACAGGAAUGGAGGAAUUAAAACUGUGCUCCUUUUCAGUUGGCCUCCCAUUGCUUCCAACAAGAUACAAAAUUUACUUUGGGUUUUGACUGUUUCCAUAAUAUGUCGGGGGUUUAAAAGCAAGCAUAUUUUGCAUUGAGUGACUUCUGAUUAGGAUUACCAACUUUAAUCAAGGUGAUUAAUAAACCACACUUGAAGUUGCAGAUAAAAAGAAUUAGCUACCAGUUAAUCAGUGGGUAGACAACAAGUGCAGAUCUUGGGAUUUUUAAAGGGCCUGCUUCCAUGCAUGUUAUACAUUUUCCAUUUUUGGAAAUGGAGAUCAGUUUUUGUGCACUGUUCUAACAGGUUUUCUGCAACAUGCAGCUCAUGCUAAAGUUAUUCCAUUUGUUGGUUUAUGUAAAACAUUUAAAUAUGAACAUGGUACUUUGAUGACAGAGCACUACCCUGUAAAAAUAUUUUAUUUUGCAUUUUUAAAUGAGUUUUAUAACUAAUAUAUAUUCAGUGUAAUUAGGAAUUUUGCUUAUACAUACCUGUUCCAGAAGAAUUUGGACAGUGUAUGUUUACACAUUUUAAUAUUUUAAAUUAAGCAGUGUUUUAUGUAACUCAGGAUGUGCAUGGAUAUGUUUUCUUUAAAAAAAAAUAUGUUUAAUGGCAAAAAGUAUUACAACUGUACUAAUUAAAAUGUGUGCCUUCCUUUUUUUACAAUCAAAAGAACAUAUAAGGACACUUGUGUGGACACUGAGUAUAACUGAAAUCAUUGAAGAAUGUGUGUUUUGGCUUAUGAUGCAACUGUCUUUGUUUACAUACCAGAGCAAAUGGUGAUUCUCUUCACAAAAAUUGGACUGGAGUCACAAAAAUGGUCCAAGAAUGAAUUAAACUCUUUAUUUUGACA